Molecule: messenger RNA, 3874 nt
Organism: Doryrhamphus excisus (bluestripe pipefish)
Lineage: Eukaryota; Metazoa; Chordata; Actinopteri; Syngnathiformes; Syngnathidae
Source: RefSeq, a predicted model, not a curated record
AUGGUGCACACCGUGACUGUCAAAGAUAAUUGUUUGGUGAUGCUGUGUUCAUCAUGUUAAGAAGUUAAUAUGUGUAGAAUUAAAAGGUAGCACCGCUGUAUGCUGACCAAAACCCUUUUUUUUUUUUACCUUUGCUUGUCUUUGUUUUCAGCCUUUGCUGCCUGACCAAACCUCAAAGCGGAGUGGACUGCCUACCAAACAGGAACAAUUUCAACAUUUCUUGUUUUAAAACCCACUGUUUUCGCUAAAGAAAUACAAAUGGCCGGCUAUAAAAGACUUUUUAACAGAGCCACAUUAUGGACUUGGAGAAGAAGUCGCUGGAUUAGUCGAUAUGAGUCUUCAGCUGCGUUUGGAGACGCAGCUUAUUCUUCUUGCAGACCAAAGGUGUGUAUUGUUGGGAGCGGGCCAGCAGGUUUCUACACAGCACAGCACCUGAUUAAGGCCCGUCAAGACCUGGAGGUGGACAUUUAUGAGCGACUUCCUGUCCCCUUUGGCCUAGUCAGGUUUGGGGUUGCUCCUGAUCAUCCUGAAGUGAAGAACGUCAUCAACACUUUCACGCAGACAGCCAAACAUGCUCGCUGUAGUUUCUACGGUAACGUGAACAUUGGCAAGGAUGUGAGCGUUCAAGAGCUGCAGCAAGCCUAUCAUGCCGUUAUAUUGAGUUAUGGUGCGGAGGCAAAUAGGAGUAUGGGGAUACCCGGAGAAGACUUGGCCGGUGUGUAUUCUGCAAAAGACUUUGUGGGCUGGUACAAUGGACUGCCGAGCUGUCGAGAGCUGAGUCCAGACCUGAGUUGCGAAACAGCAGUUGUCCUGGGUCAAGGCAAUGUGGCUCUGGACGUCGCAAGAAUAUUACUGUCACCCACAGACAUUUUAAAGAAGACUGACAUCACCCAGCCAGCCCUUGAAGCUCUGAUGGAAAGCAAGGUUCGCAGGGUGCUAAUUGUCGGCCGAAGAGGACCCAUGCAGGUCGCAUGCACAAUCAAGGAGCUUCGAGAAAUGGUCAACCUACCUGGGACCAGACCUGAGAUGCUGCCAGCAGAUUUUGAUGGUGUACUUGAGGCUGUUCAAGAUUUACCAAGACCAAGAAAGCGUCUGACAGAGUUGAUGUUAAAGGUAGCCCUCCAGCUUCCAGCAGAAAAGGAGCAGGAAAGAAGAAACAUGUCUACACGCAGUUGGGGACUUAGAUUCUUCCGGAGCCCAGUUCAGGUCCUUCCAAGUCCUGAUGGCACCACGGCGGCUGCCAUCCGCCUGGCAGUCAACAAACUGGAGGGUUCCGGUGAGGCAGCGCGAGCAGUGCUCACUAACGAGGUGGAGGACGUGACCUGUGGACUAGUCAUCAGCAGCAUUGGCUACAAGAGCCUCCUCAUAGACCCAUCAGUGCCGUUUGACUCUCACAGAGCUAUAGUCCCAAACCAAAUGGGCCGUGUUCAACAAGCUGCAGGUCUUUACUGCAGUGGCUGGCUUAAAACAGGCCCAACUGGCGUGAUAGCCACCACUAUGAAUAAUAGUUUUGACACUGCACGAUCCUUGAUGGAAGACAUGGACUCUGGAAAACUGGAUGUCUCUACUGCCAAGUCUGGUGCACAAAGUAUCAGAUCUCUGCUUGAAAAGAGAGAAGUCAAGCCUGUGACCUUCUCAGACUGGGAGAAAAUUGACCGUGUGGAAACGAGGAGGGGUGAGUCCACAGGAAAACCCAGAGAAAAACUGCUGACCGUGGAAGAAAUGUUGCAGGUGGCGUGGACGUGAUCAUCGUGGAGCGAUUGCUUGGUAAAACUGAUUUGACAGGGCAGGGAGUGGUUACUUGACCCAUGAGGCAUGGAAAAGUAUGUCAAUACGUCGUAAAUGUAUAAAUUUGUUCUGAUGUAUUUCAAAUAAAAAUGACUGGUCUUUCUAUACUAGUUUGAUGUUGAGGUGCAAUAUAAUGAAUAAAACCUUUUCAUUGGAUUAGUCUGUGCCGUUAAAAAUACUGAAAGAUGCAACAGUGGGGAAAAUGCAUGAUCCCCUUACAAUAAGAACAGUCCGGAAGUUUUAUGACCAAGUCAUAAUUUGAUUUGUCUUCUGCAUGUGCAUUCUUGUCCCCAAGGUCCUUUGGCAGCCAUUUGGUUUUGCCGAUGGUGAAGUUUGAAGGUCUACAUGGAGAUUAUGAGUACCUAAAAAGGACAGGAUUACUGGUGUGCUUGAUGGGCAGGUAGCGCAGGGGUUGUCCAUGUGGGUAUUUAACUUGUGGCGGAUGGUAAACUGGAGGACGGAUGAACUCAAACAACGGCUCCCUCAUGUCUGCAGGAGAACAUAUGACAGCAAUUUAAACAUUAACCAUAAACUCCAGACGCUUUUCAAAAGCAUAAUCUUGUAAGAUUUGUUGUUGUGGCCAUUAGUGCGACUCACUGAGUGUGUUGUGAAAGGUGCUGGUGACAGAUUGGUCCCAUUGGCAUUGGAAGAACGCCAGCCCUGCAGGUGUCAUGCUGUCCUGGUGCUUUCUGUAGAAAUCCACUGUUUUAAAGGUACGAUCGGCCAACGAAUGGCUAGAAAGAAGAGAAGAGGAACAUGCGCCAAAAAUGAGGUAUGUCUGCACAAUCUAAUGAGAUUCAACACAAAAGUUGCGCCUUCCAGUAGCAGGAUCAUGCUUAAGGUAGCCGCAUUGAAUGACCGCUCCUUGUACUUCUGUUAACUGUCACCUUUUAGAAACUAAACUCGCUCUAAGAUGUGUUAUAUAACUAACAAUUUUAAUACACUAUUAUUUCUGGAUUAAUUGGAUUUUUAAAAAGUUCAAUAUGCAGCAUUUCGCCUACAAUCUCAAAGAGGAGGAACAUGCCAGGCCUGUCAUUGUGAUGGAAACAAUCCCAUGUGUGAUUUUUGUUUUACCAUGGUGACGGCCUCAUAUCUUCCUGGAAGUGGAUGGCUUCUUCCUGCUUGAAAAGGACGUAAAUGUAGCGGUGGAAGCCUGUUCCUUUUGCAGGAAAAGGUGGCAGGUAGUGACACAGUUCUUCUCCGGCUUCAAGUGCUCCGCCUGGUGUCAGCUGAUUCCCAUAAUGCACUUGGCUGCUGCUUUCCUGGCGAUAGCAGAUCCGCAGUGAGACUUGAGGCAGGAAAUACGCCAUGGGAAAAAGAUCUCUGAAGAUCCCGUAGUGGUCUGCCAGUCUUUUGACGUGGAAGCAGCCUCUGCUAUUCUCCCACAUUUCCUGCACUUGAUCCACAGGUACCUUAACUGGGGGCAAACAGAGAAAUUUAGGCAGGGUAAAAAAACAUGUGGACGACAGGACAAAACGACUGACAAAUAUUCGCUCUUUGAAAUGGUGACAGCAUCGCUUUAGAGUAUUUUCCUUUCCACCAAUUGUGUGGAACAUCAGAGUUUUCGUUACAUUUAUUAGCCAACGUACAUGUGCGCAAACGACACGCCCUCUCCAGCGCCACAUUUUUCUUGUUCUCCUUCACCACCUGUCUCCUCUCCCUCAGCACCUUAGUUCUGGGGGCUCGAUAAUGAGGUAGUCCAAUGUCCACUCGCUCAGCACCUACAGAAGACAGAAAGACGUAUUAAAUCACAGACAGUCUUAGACGCCUACAGCAGCUUCAUCCAUUCUUUUUUUUUUUUUUUUACCAUGUUCAGGAUCGGCCUUCUCCACAUAGCCUUGGAAGGUCUUCCACCACACCGGUGCUCUCUUCGCCUCUUCGGCAUGUCUGAAGUAACGGUUGUAGCUGCGAUAUUUCUCCACUGUGUCAAUGUUAUUAACAUCAAUGUCUUCAUUGGGAAUGGGUCCCAAAGGAGGAGUCCUUCGACACAGGAAUGCUAUGUUAUGUGGAAAAAAAAGCAUAUAGAACUAUAUCAAUAUAGAUAUACUAUAUACAUCUACCAGGCAAUUCCAAGUGAUAAUCUAUA